AUGGCGUUGGAUGGCCCUGACCCGCAAAGCCUGAAGACCUGGCAGGAUGCCUUCCAAUAUCCAAUUCCUACCGUGCGCCGUGUGGAGCAGGAGCUCCGGCGAGACAUCGCGAGCAACAAGGAGAAGCUCCGUGCUCUAGUUGGUACGAGAUAUCGAGAAUUGGUCGGAACCGCGGAGACAAUUGUUUCCAUGAACCGCGAGAUACAGAAUGUGGAUACAACAUUGGCCGACAUUGGACAGCGAUGCAACCCGCGAUUGAUGGAGAAGAAGUUUACACAUUUUCAUCAAAUCAAAGGUGAUGUCAGAGAUAAAGAUUCGGCCAAGCGCUCGUUGAGCGCUCAGCUAGCUCUACUACAACGCUGUGCGGCCUCGAUUUCGCAACAGCUAAGACGCCGUGGUUCUCUAUUGUUAAUGGCAAAGCUUACGGUUAUUUCUCGACGUCUCCAUAACACGAUAUCUCAACAAAAACCGGUUCCUCCGUUCCUAGAGAACCUGCGCAAACAGAUAGUUUCGCUUCGACAGACGCUUCUGGGGAGGAUAAAUAAACGUCUUGCGUCGGCCACAUCGACGGCCGAUGAGAUCAUUGAGGCUUUGGCGGCUUACUGCCUGGUUGAUAGCUCUUCUUCGGAUGACGCCCUACGCCAUUUUCAUCAAGUCCGCUUGGAUCAUAUCGGGAGUCAAUUGGAAUCCCAAGACACGUCGGGCGAGCACGUUUUGAACGCCCUACGGUUAUAUGUGCGAACACUUCAGUCGACGAAAGUACUCCUGUCCCGUCGUUUAUCCGAUGCCUUGGGCAAAUUAAAAGCACGGCCCAUCCUCGCCGAUCCUGAUGUUCGUAGUCUCGAUGAUCUAGGACUCGAUGUCUUGGGCCGCUGGGUGGCCCCAGAUGUCAGCAAUUUCAUCCCUUGGGUUAAACUAAGUGAAUGCUCCAAAAGUGACGCCGAAAAACUUAUAAAGCAAUGGUCCAAGCAAGCGUUUGACAGAUUUGUCGACAGAUGCCAGAAAAACCUGACCAGCUGGCUGGACUUCACGAGCCUACUUUCUCUCCGUGAAAAGACUUUGGAGCUUUGGUUGUGUUCAUGGGGCUCAACUCCUACACAUUCACCGUUACAGGUUUUGGAAGGUCUUCGCACCGUUUUCAACGAGCGACUUAGGCGGAUUUUGUCUGAUCAAGCUAAAUCGCUCGGCACCUUUGGCCAUACUGUCGCAUCUGUGUUGUCGGGCUGGGAGGAGCGAGAACACGCGAGGUCUCACUCACUCUGGGAUCAUGAAUUAAUGUCUCUCGAUUAUUCGAAUGGUGCUGCUACUUUCAAACAGACAAUUGCAGAUAGGCUUCUUGGCAGGGACGAGGAUAUUUCCGAUGUCCUCAAGAAAUACCAAGACUGGCUUUCCUUGAUCGAGACUUCCAAGCAGUCUAUUGAUGAAUUGCGACGAGUACGCUGGACGGACGUUCUGGACGAAAACGAGGACGGGGAUGUCGACAUCGACACUACCGCCACCUUGAAUGAAGACGAUCCGCAAUUAUUACGGGAAGCGCUCGAUUCAGCUGUCAAGUCUGCGUUUGAUGCUCUCGACUCCGCGUUUAAUGAUAUAUUUAAGAACUUCGGCGCCUCGCCCCAGAACGGCAAAGCUGCAUUUAUGUUAAAGCUUAUUAGACUGGUGCGGCGCGACCUACCAACGGAUUUCGAUAAUGGCGGAUUCGUCCUCUCGAAGGACAUUGUCCCUCAAUUGCAGGAGAUGCUUGCCAACGAAGUGUUGAAACAGACACAUCCGUUACGACUGGUUCCGGGCUCUGUGGCCAAGAUUCCCAGAGUGCCAGGGCGAACACUUUGGGAGGGCGAUCCAGAAUCUCCUGUACAGCCGUCUCCAUCUACAUUCAAGUUCCUCCGCCGACUCGUCGAGUCCAUGGAUGUACAAGGCCCAGGGCUUUGGGAUAUUUCCACCAUCAAAUUUCUCAAAAGCGUCACGCAGACAAAACUGUCCAAAUCUAUCACCUCUGCUCUUGAGGCUUUGGAUUCUUUGUCAACUGCCACUCACGAAAAUUCUGCCAAUAACUCGUCAGAAGAGAAGAGCGCCUACAAGGACGAGGACGAGAAUGACAGUCAAUCAUCUGAGAAAGCCAACCAAGAAGAAAAGCAAGAAAACGAAAGCACUAGCGAAAGAGCGGCCCAGGAUCUUCAUGACUGGAAGCUCCAGUUAUACUUCGAUGCAGCCUAUCUGAAGAAUGCGUUGGCUUCCAAGGACCAGGAGAGUGAGGAACUGAAAGCCGUCCUUGACAGGCUUAGUAGCGAAAUUGCGUCCAGUGCGAAAUCUGUCAAGCCUAUGGAUCAUGCUGCUGCCGAAUAUUGGAAACGCACCCAAUUGUUACUGGGGCUUUUGUCAGCCGCAAAGGGAAUUUCCGCGGAGGAUCUUCACCGCCCACGUCACGUUCCCGGCCGGCGUGACGACUUCGCCGCGGGAAAUUUAAUUUCAACCUGGGCAACCUCAUGCUUCCUGUUGGCCUUUUGCUUGACUGACACUCCUUCAACACCGUUCGUCAUGGCUGCCCCGAGGCUUCCAUUCCUUUAUCCGCAGUUUAUGCGCUCAGUGCGCUCGUGCGAACCGACAACCUACCGAUCCAUUCGAAUCCCCUCCACUCCCUCCUCGUCCCAGAAAUCCCCCUUCCACUCCAGUCGGCGGAGAGCGCAAGAAACGUCAUACAACCGACGAUAUGGCCCUGCUGCUGAGGCGAAUUUGCCUCCUCCCGCGCGGCCUAGAGACGAGGCUCGCCAUCCCCCGACUCCGCCGGUGCCAAAAGACAAGAGCAACACGUCACCGCAUACCCCUUCCCCACCUGAGAAGGUGCUCUCCGAAGAUGCCAAAAAUGACGCCAUGGAUACUUCCUCCCGCCUCAAGAGCUCCAGCCCCGCAGAAGCGAACGAUAAAAAGUCCCCGGAGAAGCUAGAUCCCCGGGAAGAACCUGCUGCGUCCGAUGACCGCGAUGUCGCCUCCGCAUCUCCGACCCCCGGCGAGAAUUCCCAACGAGAACGGCAGUCGAAGGCUUCCUCCCAGUCGAUCCCCUUCGACGGCAAUCCUCUCGAAGGUGUCCUUCACAUGCCUUCGCCCUCGUCGUAUCUAACACCAUCCGGGUUGCCCUCGUCAGGCGAACACCGUCCCCACUUUACCCCUGCGCCUUAUGUCCACCACUUUGACUCAUAUUCCCUUGUCCGCGAUCUCUCGACGGGCGGUUUCAGCGAUGACCAAUCCGUGACCAUCAUGAAGGCAGUACGCCAUUAUCUGCAGAAUAAUCUCGAUUUCGCGAAAAACAACCUGACUUCCAAAUCCGACGUCGAGAAUGAAUCCUACUUGUUCAAGGCGGCCUGUUCGGAACUCCAGUCGUCUCUCGAAACGGCCCGAAGCUCAGAAAUGCAGCGGCAGCGUGCUUCCCGGACACAGCUACAGCACGAAUCCGAUAUACUAUCGCAACGCUUGAACCAAGAGCUCGCGGGUUUAAAGGAUGACAUCAAGGGCAUGUUCAACGAUCACAAGAUGACUACUCGAGAGCAACAGCGAAGUAUCGACACCUCGGUUCAGGAACUCAACUACAAGAUCACGGUUUCGUUGAACAGUGACGGUAAAAGUGAAAUCGAGGGGCUUCGGUGGAUUUUGACCCGACGGGCUGCUCUGGCCGUUGCGACAAGUGCUUUCAUGAUCAUCCUGUUCCUCAAGUACUACUCCGUCCGGAAAACGCACGACGGCGCGGAAAAGAAAAAAGAAGUCCCAGUCAAGCAAACGGCCGAAAAGGUGGUCGUCCAAGACCCGGCAGUUGAGGCCGUUCAUCCAGUUCCAGAGCCCCAUCUGGGCGAGUCUCUAGGCUGA
This is a messenger RNA of Aspergillus affinis, 3858 nucleotides long. RefSeq lists its product as uncharacterized. Gene Ontology annotation, cellular component: COG complex; Golgi apparatus. Gene Ontology annotation, biological process: intra-Golgi vesicle-mediated transport. The transcript is spliced from 5 exons. Lineage: Eukaryota; Fungi; Ascomycota; Eurotiomycetes; Eurotiales; Aspergillaceae. The record is from RefSeq and is a predicted model, not a curated record. The coding region runs from base 1 to 3858 and encodes 1285 amino acids.